AAGACGUGGGCGAACUAUCAUCAACUGGAGAAGGAAGAAGAAUGGCACUGACACUAACACUGGCCACUUCCGUUCAUCUUCUCAGCUCCACCUCCGUCGCGCGUCCUCCCAUCUUCGCCACCGAUUUUCGUCUCCGAUCGCGGUCUCGACGGACUGCAUCGUCGAUCUCUAAAUUCCAGCUCGGAUUUACUUCGACAACUCAUCGCUGCCUCUGCUCUUCGUCCUCCGCUGCAUCUCCUAUGCAAUUCGAAGUCUCCACUCCGAAUUCUCAGUUUCUUGAGAGUUUGCUGUAUUCAAGAGCGUAUUGGGUUACGGAAGGCGUGAUAGCUUGGAAUGUGGAUGUUGGUGAAGGUUCUGUUUACUUGUAUGGGAGCAGAGUCGCUGGUUUAUCAUUCAACGAAGAUGGAAUCGAUGGUUAUGAUUUUAGAGUCGAGCUUGAAGCUGAAUCCGGAUCACUUCAUACCACUGUGAUUGAGAAGUUUCCACAUAUUGUGGAUUACAAUCCGUUCAAAGUUCCUUCGGAUUUGGAUAUCAGGGACCUUGUCAAAAGCCAAUUAGCUAUUGUUUGCUUUGAUGCGGAAGGACGGUUUGUACAGGGAACUGGUUUGCAAUUGCCUGGCGUCCUAGAUGAAUUGUUCUCAUAUGACGGUCCCCUAGGUGCAAAUUUUACACCAGGAGGAGGUGUCUCUCUUCACCUCUGGGCUCCCACUGCUCAAGAGGUUUCUGUGUGCAUCUACAAAAACCCACUUGACAAGAGUCCGACUGAAAUCUGCCCAUGCGAAGAGGUUAGUGGUGUGUGGAGCAUUAACGGUCCUAGUAGUUGGGAAGGAUGCUAUUAUGUGUAUAAAGUAUUAGUCUAUCAUCCAAGCACCUUUAAAGUGGAAACUUGCUAUGCAAACGAUCCUUAUGCCCGGGGGCUUUCAGCUGAUGCGAGCAAAACUUAUCUGGUCAAUCUUGAUUCUGAUGAUCUAAAACCUGAAGGAUGGGAGAAAUUGGCAGACAAGAAGCCAUGCCUAAGAUCCUUCUCAGAUAUAAGUAUUUAUGAGCUGCAUGUGAGGGAUUUUAGUGUCUAUGAUGAGACUGUCGAACCUGAACACCGUGGGGGAUAUCUGGCUUUCACUUUAAAGGAUUCUGCAGGUGUUAAACAUCUUCAAAAGUUAGCGGAUGCAGGUCUUACCCAUCUACAUCUUCUUCCCACAUAUCAAUUUGGUGAUGUUGAUGAUGAGAAGGAGAACUGGAAGUAUAUAGAUACCAGUGUGCUGGAAGGAUUACCACCUGAUUCAGCUGAGGCACAAGCUCGUAUUACAGAAAUCCAGAAUGAUGAUGGCUUUAACUGGGGGUAUAAUCCUGUGCUCUGGGGAGUCCCAAAAGGAAGCUACGCUAGUGAUCCGAGUGGUCCAUGCCGUAUAAUUGAAUUUAGAAAAAUGGUUCAGGCUCUUAAUCGUAUCGGUCUUAAUGUCGUCUUAGACGUUGUUUACAACCACUUGCAUGCAAAUGGGCCACACAACAAAGACUCUGUCCUUGAUAAGAUAGUUCCAGGUUACUAUUUGAGAAGGAACAAUGACGGUUUUAUUGAAAACAGUACAUGCGUAAACAACACUGCCAGCGAGCAUUAUAUGGUUGAUCGUCUGAUACGGGAUGAUCUAUUAAACUGGGUUGUUAAUUAUAAGGUUGAUGGAUUCCGUUUUGAUCUCAUGGGUCAUAUAAUGAAAGAUACAAUGGUAAAAGCAAAAUCUGCAAUUUGUAACUUGAGAAAGGAAACGGAUGGAGUUGAUGGUUCAAGAAUUUAUUUAUAUGGCGAAGGAUGGAACUUUGGUGAAGUUGCUAACAAUGGACGUGGAGUUAAUGCCUCACAGUUCAACUUAACCGGGACUGGAAUUGGAAGUUUUAAUGACCGUAUACGAGAUGCAACUCUUGGUGGAUCUCCAUUUGGCCAUCCUCUUCAACAAGGAUUCAUUACAGGUUUAUUGUUACAGCCUAACGGUCAUGAGCAUGGUUCAGAAGCUACCCAGCUACUAAUGCUUUCUACUGCUAAAGAUCACAUCCAGAUUGGGAUGGCUGCAAAUUUGAAGGAUUAUGUGCUAACUAAUCACGAAGGAAAAGAGGUGAAAGGAUCAGAGAUUUUAUUGCAUGAUGCCACACCUGUUGCAUAUGCUUCACAGCCUACAGAAACUAUUAACUACGUCUCUGCUCAUGACAAUGAAACCCUCUUUGACAUUAUCAGUUUGAAGACACCGAUGGAAAUCUCAGUUGAUGAAAGGUGUCGAAUAAAUCAUUUAGCAUCAAGUAUGAUUGCCCUCUCACAGGGUAUACCAUUCUUCCAUGCUGGGGACGAGAUUUUACGCUCGAAGUCACUUGAUCGUGAUUCUUACAACUCCGGUGAUUGGUUCAAUAGGCUAGACUUCAGCUACAACUCCAACAACUGGGGUGUUGGGAUUCCUCCGAAAGGGAAAAACGAACACAGUUGGCCGCUGAUUAAACCGAGGUUGCAAGACCCAUCCUUCAAACCUCAGAGCAGUCACAUAGUUUCCACGCUCAACAGUUUCUUAGACUUGUUACGCAUCAGAUACUCAUCACCUCUCUUCCGUUUAGAGACAGCAAAGGAUAUCCAGGACCGAGUGCGAUUUCAUAACACAGGCCCCUCAUCAGUCCCUGGAGCCAUCGUCAUGAGCAUUGAAGAUGGUCACAAAGGCAUAGCAUGUGUAUCUCAGAUCGAUCCAGUCUACUCAUUCGUUGUGGCCAUCUUCAAUGCUCGCCCGUCUGAGCUCUCAUUUCUCGCUCCCGGUCUAAAAGACAGGAAUCUCGAAUUACAUCCGGUACAGGUGAAGUCGGGAGAUGAAAUAGUAAAAAAAUCAGUGUAUGACGCUUUUUCCGGCGGCUUCACUGUACCGGCAAGAACAACUGCAGUGUUUGUUGAAUUACGGGAUGGUUGAGCCUAUCUUUUCUAACAACACAUAACCCUGUACCAUAAAUUCUCUCGUAACAUGACUUGUUCUUAAUACAAUGCCUUGGGUUUCAUUUUUCUGUAAUGUUGAUUCUGUUCCGUUA
Messenger RNA from Raphanus sativus (radish), 3048 nucleotides. RefSeq names its product pullulanase 1, chloroplastic. Bases 42 to 2933 code for a protein of 963 amino acids. NCBI's taxonomy places the organism in Eukaryota, Viridiplantae, Streptophyta, Magnoliopsida, Brassicales, Brassicaceae. The transcript is spliced from 28 exons. Gene Ontology annotation, molecular function: pullulanase activity. The record is from RefSeq and is a predicted model, not a curated record. Gene Ontology annotation, biological process: carbohydrate metabolic process.